Messenger RNA from Nerophis ophidion (straightnose pipefish), 4106 nucleotides. RefSeq names its product solute carrier family 35 member E4 (gene slc35e4). The transcript is spliced from 3 exons. Lineage: Eukaryota; Metazoa; Chordata; Actinopteri; Syngnathiformes; Syngnathidae. Gene Ontology annotation, cellular component: Golgi apparatus. Gene Ontology annotation, molecular function: antiporter activity. The record is from RefSeq and is a predicted model, not a curated record. The coding region runs from base 177 to 1229 and encodes 350 amino acids.
AAGAAAAAAACAAAAACAUUGAAAUAACUGCCGAUUGUUUAAAACCCCGAAAGGAGCUCGGUGCUAAUGCUAUCUACCGCACUGGCUGUGUCUGUUUAUGACAGCGAGAGCUAGCCCGGGAGCUAACAUUAGCAUGAGGCUGGCGCAGAGGUCGAAUAAGCGUCAACAAUGAUUUGAUGAUGGUCCGCACCGAUGGCGUCUCUAAAUACGAGGCGACAGUGGAUAAAAGGCGACCCCCAGCCGAGACGCUCCAUCUGCUCUCCGCCGUCAUUGUGUGGCUGGUGACCGGCACCACCAUCUCCAGCCUCAACAAAUGGAUCUUCGCCGUGUACAACUUCAGGUACCCGCUGCUGCUGUCGGCGCUGCACAUGCUGACCGCCAUCGUGGUGGACUACGGCUUGAUCAAGCUGCGGGUGAUCCGCCACGCAGGCGUGGGAGAGCGGGACCUGACCACCGGCGCCAAAUGUAAAGUCUUCCUGCUGAGUCUGACGUUCUGCGCCAGCAUCGCCUUCGGCAACAUGGGCCUGAACUACGUCCAACUGUCCUUUGCACAAAUGAUCUACACCACCACGCCACUUUUCACCCUGGCCAUCUCCACGCUGAUCCUGGGCAAGCAGCAUCACUUCCUCAAGUACACGGCCAUGAUGCCCAUCUGCUUGGGGGCGUCCUUCAGCAUCAUGGGGGAGGUCCAGUACGACCAGACCGGCUGUUUGUUUGUCAUCGCGGCCACCAUGUUUAGGGGGGUCAAGUCCAUCCAACAGAGCAUUCUCCUCCAGGAGGAGAAGAUCAACUCUGUCUUCCUGCUCUACCUGAUGUCCAUCCCCAGCUUCUGCAUCCUGACCUUAGCCGCCCUGGCCCUGGAGAACUGGGCCCUGCUGGAGUCGCCGCUCCACUACGACCGCCACCUCUGGCUCUUCAUCCUGCUCAGCUGCCUGGGCUCGGUGCUGUACAACCUGGCCAGCUGCUGCGUCAUCACGCUCACCUCCGCCGUCACCCUGCACAUCCUGGGCAACCUCAACGUGGUGGGCAACCUGCUGCUGUCCCAGCUGCUGUUCGGCACGGAGCUGUCCGCCCUCAGCUGCGCCGGCGCCGCGCUCACGCUCUCCGGCAUGCUCAUCUAUCAGAACUCGGAGUUCAUCGUCCGCUACAUGGACACGCGCAGAGCCAAGACAAACGGCACGCUGCAGCGGGACGGGACGCCAAGAACGGAGGCGGACAAGACGGACUGAGCUCCAGGAAGUGGACGUCGAGUGGUCCCGUGCACGUGACCUUAUAAGGUGAUGUUGUGCCAGAGUAGUCACCCCCUCCCUCCUCACUGUGCCAUCGGAGGCUGGAAGAAACAAUGGCCUUUUUUUUAUUUUUAUUGAUUUGACAAAAUGGCAAGCCCUUCCUCUCCUUUUAUUUGCACUCCGACAUCAACACCAUGGAUUCCUGGCGUCCGCUUGUCCCUCCCACUCCGCUGCAGUGGACGUUGUUAAAAUGCUGUCGACUCCCUGCUUUUUGCCUUGAUCCGGGAGAUGUGUCAACCCCCACCCCAGUCUUUAAGCACAAAUAAAAAAGGAGCCCUGCGCCCUGCUCCAGACGGACCCACAUUCGGAGUUCCAAAUCGAGUGCUCGAGUCUCUGGAGAUUUCCCUCAAUUAUUUCUGUCACUGCAGCGUGCCAUCUUGGGUCCUACAGUGUCACUUCUUACUAAAGUAUAUUUAUUAUUACAAUUUGCAGCACAUCUUCCAAGCGGACUCCUGCUGGACAAAGCCUAUUUAAAUAGUGUUUUUAUUGACAUUAUAUGAACAAACCAUUUAACGCCACUCUUUUGAAUAUGUAAGCAAAAAAAAAAAAAAAAAGUAUUUAUUAUACAAACAUCGUUUCCAUAUGAGUUGGGGAAUUGUGUUAGAUGUAAAUAUAAACAGAAUACAAUGAUUUGCAAAUCCUUUUCAACCCAUAUUCAGUUGAAUGCACUACAAAGACAAGAUAUUUUAUGUUCAAACUCAUAAACUUUUUAUUUUGAGCAAAUAAUAAUUAACUUAAAAUUUCAUGGCUGCAACACGUGCCAAAGUAGUUGGGAAAGGGCAUGUUCACCACUGUGUUACAUCACCUUUUCUUUUAACAACACUCAAUAAACUUUUGGGAACUGAGGAAACUAAUUGUUGAAGCUUUGAAAGUGGAAUUCUUUCCCAUUCUUGUUUUAUGUAGAGCUUCAGUCGUUCAACAGUCCGGGGUCUCCGCUGUCGUAUUUUACGCUUCAUAAUGCGCCACACAUUUUCGAUGAGAGACUGGACUGGACUGCAGGCGGGCCAAGAAAGUACCCACACUCUCUUAUUUUUUUUAUUUUUUUACAAAGCCACGCUGUUGUAACACGUGCUGAAUGUGGCUUGGCAUUGUCUUGCUGAAAUAAGCAGGGGCGUCCAUGAAAAAGACGGCACCGAGAUGGCAGCAUAUGUUGUUCCAAAACCUGUAUGUACCUUUCAGCAUUAAUGGUGCCUUCACAGAUGUGUAAGUUACCCAUGCCUUGGGCACUAAUGCACCCCCAUACCAUCACAGAUGCUGGCUUUUCAACUUUGCGUCGAUAACAGUCUGGAUGGUUCGCUUCCCCUUUGGUCCACAUGACACGAUGUCGAAUAGUUCCAAAAACAAUUUGAAAUGUGGACUGACUUACUUUGCAUCAGUCCAUCUCGGAUGAUUUCGGGCCCAGAGAAGCCGGCGGCGUUUCUGGAUGUUGUUGAUAAAUGGCUUUCGCUUUGCAUAGUAGAGCUUUAACUUGCACUUACAGAUGUAGCGACGAACUGUAUUUAUUGACAGUGGUUUUCCGAAGUGUUCCCGAGCCCAAGUGGUGAUAUCCUAUAGAGACUGAUGUCGGUUUUUGAUACAGUGCCGUCUGAGGGAUCGAAGGUCACCGUCUCUGAACCUUUUGAUGAUAUUAUGUAGCGUAGAUGUUGAAAUCCCUAAAUUUCUUGCAAUUGCACUUUGAGAAACGUUGUUCUUAACCUGUUUGACUAUUUGCUCACGCAGUUGUGGACAAAGGAUGGGGCGAGGUACACCCCUUUCUCGUGAAAGACUGAGCAUUUUUUGGGAAGCUGUUUUUAUACCCAAUCCUGGCACCCACCUGUUCCCAAUUAGCCUGCACACCUGUGGGAUGUUCCAAAUAAGUGUUUGAUGAGCAUUCCUCAACUUUAUCAGUAUUAUUGCCACCUUUCCCAACUUUGUCACGUGUUGCUGGCAUCAAAUUCUAAAGUUAAUGAUUAUUUGCACACAAUUUUAUUUUUUUAUGAGUUUGAACAUCAAAUAUGUUGUCUUUGUAGUGCAUUCAACUGAAUAUGGGUUGAAAAGGAUUUACAAAUCCUUGUAUUCCGUUUAUAUUUACAUCAAACGCAAUUUCCCAACUCAUAUGGAAACGGGGUUUGUAUUAUAUUUGAAUCGCCAUGGCAAUCACUGGCAUUGUUGUCUCGCACCAGUCCAACAUUUGGACUCUCCUUCUCAUUCUAGUUGUUGAUGUAGCGUGGACAAACCUGUUACCCGUUCUGCACUAGUUAGUUGUAGUCAGGCGGAAUGCUGCUUUCUUUUACAGGGGGAAUGUUGAUACAGAUAUGGUAUGCCAAAUGUUUACUUUCGUUGUAGCGUUUUCAUUGCACUGUUUGUGUUGUCAAACUGGUUCCACACCAGAGAAAGAGGAAAGCCAUGACUUCUGUUUUGUUUACCUCAUGUUCUGCAGUGUAAGGCGCCGACCGCUAAAUCUGAAAGGUUAGACGCACCCAUUUCACAGCGCAUGGCGAUAAAAACAUGGCUGUCGUGUAUCGAUGUGCUACGGAAUACCUCAGAAAUGAGUCAUUUUAACCAGUUAAUAUUUGAGAAGCAGCAAUUAACUGACAUUUUUGGAAUGUGCGGUGCACUGACCAGGUUUAAUUGAACCCCUUUUCCUCCCGUGUGUAGUGAUUGUACGUGUUAUUUUAUUGGACGUUUUACCGUGGUACCGCUUCAUGAAUGCAUCGCGCCUUAUCCCCACAUUCAUGCCUUCCUGUAGAAUGUUUUCAUUUUGUGGUUAAGGGGCAAACACAAUCUGCUGUUUCACUAUUAGCAAUAAAAGACCUGGCACACGUUCAUUGACUGACA